This is a messenger RNA of Emiliania huxleyi CCMP1516, 378 nucleotides long. RefSeq lists its product as hypothetical. Lineage: Eukaryota; Haptophyta; Isochrysidales; Noelaerhabdaceae. The transcript has a single exon. The record is from RefSeq and is a predicted model, not a curated record. Bases 1 to 378 code for a protein of 125 amino acids.
AUGCUCCUCCUCGAAGCCGUGGUGGACGGCGGCGAGGGCAGCCGCGACGGAGCGUUGGAACUCAGAGAUCGUCACUUGCGUGUCUUGCUUAGCGUCGCAGCAGAGCUUACGCUGAGACUCGGAGAGGAGAUGCUGCUGCCCGUCUGCCCCGCGUUUCUUCGGCAGGCGGCGGACCAGCUGAGUAACAAACUUUCGCACGCUCAGCACCUCGAUGAGGUCACAUGGACCACCAAGAACUGGCACGGGCUGCAGAUGCAGCGCUUGUCUGUCGUUCUCCAAACCGCCGUGGCGUGGCAGACGGUGAACGAGCUAGCGUGCGGGGAGAGCGGCAUUGUGCACGGAGCUAAGUGCAUUGCCGUUCUUAACGGAGUCGCUUAG